Molecule: messenger RNA, 2298 nt
Organism: Galeopterus variegatus (Sunda flying lemur)
Lineage: Eukaryota; Metazoa; Chordata; Mammalia; Dermoptera; Cynocephalidae
Product: vomeronasal type-2 receptor 116-like
Exons: 6
Coding region: 79-2298 (739 amino acids)
Biological process (GO): G protein-coupled receptor signaling pathway
Cellular component (GO): membrane
Molecular function (GO): G protein-coupled receptor activity
Source: RefSeq, a predicted model, not a curated record
UGGAAGAACUACCAAUAUGUACUGGCUUUUCUCUUUGCCAUUGGAGAAAUCAACAACAGCCCCCACCUGCUCCCCAACAUGUCCCUGGGUUUCAGUCUCUACAACGCCUUUAAUGGUGACCAAGAAAACAUAGAGAAGGCCCUGUUUGGGCUCUCAGGAAGGAACCAGAUUCUGCCAAAUUACAACUGCCAGAAACACAAAAAAUCAGUUGCCAUCAUUGCAGGAACCAUGCCAGCAUUUUCAGAACAAAUUGGAACACUUCUGGAGCUCUACAAAAUCCCACAGAUCACAUAUGGCCCUUUUCACCCCAACCUGAAUGAUAAAGACCAGUUUCCAACUCUCUAUCAGAUGACCACCAAGGACAGUAUCCUGGUGCAUGGAAUAAUUCGGUUAUUGCUGCAUUUUGGCUGGACCUGGGUGGAGGUCUUUAUCUCAGAUGACAUAAAAGGAGAGCAGUUCCUGUGGGAGCUGAAAUCAGAGAUGGUAAAGUACGGUAUCUGCGUGGGCUUCACAGCAAAGUUUCCUGCCGCGGGGACAAAACCAAUGAAAAACCAUUUGGUGUUCAUGAGCAAGAUGGGAGUUUCAUCAGCAAAUGUUUUCAUAAUGUGUGCUGAUGCUGAGACUUUUGUAAUCCUGGACAUGGUGCAAAAACUCUAUCUAACUAGGGGGAAGAUGUGGAUUAUAACAACAAAGUGGUACGUUGAUUUGUAUGAGAUGGUGAAUGUACUGCAGCCUCUUCACGGAAGCCUCUCAUUUUCCCGUCAGAAGAGGGAAAUCCCUGGUUUCAAACACUUUCUUAAGACACUUGACUCUUCCAGAUACAUGGAAUACUAUUACUUCCGUCAAUUCUGGCGUGAAAGUUUGGAUUGCAUAUCUGGUGAGAUGAAAUGUAAGGAACUUGAAGACUGCCCACAGAAUUCUUCCUUAGAGCUUAAGCGAGGAAAUAUUGACAUGAUGACUGUAUUUGACUCCAGUUACCUCAUCUACAAUGCUGUAUAUGCUGUGGCCCAAGCCCUCCACAAAAUGCUCUUGGCAAAAACAGAAAAGGGAUUAAUAAUACAUGCAGAUCAAUCUGUGCUUCUCCCCUGGCAGCUUCAUCCAUUUCUGAGGAAUAUUCAAUUUACAAACAAAAUUGGAGACCAUAUAUCCUUGGGUGAUAAAAGAAACUCUGCUGGACAAUAUGACAUCCUGAACACCAUGAAGUCUCCUCUUCGUCGUGGGCUCCUGGUUAAAGUAGGAGAGUUUGUCUUCAGUAGUUCCCAUGAUCAAGGCUUGACAAUCAGUGAUGAGAUGAUAGAAUGGCCUAUUGGGAUGGAAGAGGUCCCUCAAUCUGUGUGUAGCCAGAGUUGUGGUCCAGGAUUCAAGAAAAUUCUACAAGAAGGAAAGCCCAUCUGCUGCUUUGAUUGCAUCUCUUGUGCAAAGAGGGAGAUUUCAAAUCAAACAGAUGCAGAGCAGUGCAUCCAGUGCCCAGUGCAAGAGUAUCCAAACAAUGAGAGGGAUCACUGCCUCCCCAAGUCUGUGACCUUCCUGGCCUUUGAGGAUUCUUUGGGGAUGGCUCUGGCCUGCAUGGCUCUAUGCUUGUCUGUCAUCACAGCUGUAGUUUUGGGGGUUUUUGUGAAGCACCGAGACACUCCCAUAGUCAAGGCCAAUAACCGGGGCCUCAGUUACAUCUUGCUUAUCUCCCUUCUCCUGUGCUUUCUCUGCUCUUUACUGUUCAUGGGCCGUCCCAGCACAGCCACCUGCAUCCUCCAACAAGUCACAUUUGGAAUUGUGUUCACUGUGGCUGUUUCCACUGUUUUGGCCAAAACUAUUACUGUGAUUCUGGCAUUCAAGGCCACGAAGCCUGGAAGAAGAAUGAGGUGGUUGCUGGUAUCAGGAGCUUCCAACUCCGUCAUUCCCAUCUGCUCCCUGAUCCAAGUGAUUAUCUGUGGAAUCUGGCUGGGAACCUCUCCCCCCUUUGUUGACAUAGACGCACACUCUGAGCCCAGAAACCUCAUCAUUAUAUGUAACAAGGGCUCAGCCACUGCCUUCUACUGUGUCCUGGGAUACCUGGGCUCCUUGGCCCUAGGGAGUUUCACUGUCGCUUUCCUGGCCAGGAACCUGCCUGACACAUUCAAUGAAGCCAAGUUCCUGACGUUCAGCAUGCUGGUGUUCUGCAGUGUCUGGGUCACCUUCCUCCCCGUCUACCACAGCACCAAGGGGAAGGUCAUGGUGGCCGUGGAGGUCUUCUCCAUCUUGGCCUCCACUGUAUUUGUAAUAUAUUUUGUGUUUGGAACUUUUCCUAAAUGCAAGAAUUAA